This is a messenger RNA of Hyla sarda, 6248 nucleotides long. It is a transcript of the gene LAMA4, whose product is annotated as laminin subunit alpha 4. Bases 370 to 6105 code for a protein of 1911 amino acids. Gene Ontology annotation, biological process: regulation of cell adhesion; regulation of cell migration; cell adhesion. The transcript is spliced from 40 exons. NCBI's taxonomy places the organism in Eukaryota, Metazoa, Chordata, Amphibia, Anura, Hylidae. The record is from RefSeq and is a predicted model, not a curated record. Gene Ontology annotation, molecular function: signaling receptor binding.
AUCACAGUAAAAGAAGCCAGAGAGUAAAACACAACUGUACAGUGUGUAUCCUGUAUCCUGACACAUAAGAUAAGGUGUCUCAGCAGCCUGAAGAGCACAACACCCUGCUGGAAGGAGGCUCCUACAGAUGACUGCACACUAGUCUCCAGGGGACAGUAGUUUGGCUGUAAAAGCGAAGAAUGAGAAGGUUUCCUUGUGUGUGAGUGAGGCAGCAGCUAGCCAUUGGAGCGCCUUCUACACUGCACAUCUGGAAGGGAAAGCCACAGCACACGUCUAAAUGUUGGAAGCCAUACAGGAGUGAAGAGGGUGUGUAUCUGAACUGGACUUGGAUGUGAUAGAAAGAGAAGUAUUUUAGAAUUCAAGAAAAGAAUGGCUUGUUAUUUCCAAAUGUGGCAUGUCGGUGUGCUGCUCACCUUCUUAGGAUACCUGUACCCUUGCAAGGCAUCCUUCGAAGGGAGCGCCUUUCACUUGGAGACUGAAGGGAGUACAUCUGCCACCAACAGCAAGCAAGACUCUAACAUCAUAGACAUCCAGCAAUCUUUCAUUCCUGCCAGGCUGAUCCCAUUAUCACAGAGAUGUCAACCAGGAUUUUACUACUCGGUUUCUGGAGAAUGUUUAUCAUGUACAUGCAAUGGAAACUCAAACAAAUGCCUGGACGGCUCGGGGUCUUGUUUGGACUGUCAGAGAAACACAACUGGGACGCAUUGUGAAAGAUGCCCAACAGGAUACAUGGCCGAUGUGGUCCAAGGAGUUUUAAGAUCUUGCCUUCAGUGUCCAUGUCCACUUCAUUUUAGUUCUAACAACUUUGCUCUUACUUGUGCAUUGAGGAGAGGAUCAGUACGCUGUAUUUGUAAGGAAAGUUUUGCUGGUCCCAAAUGUGAAAGAUGUGCCCCAGGCUAUUAUGGCAACCCAUUACUGAGAGGCGGCACAUGUAAGAAAUGUGACUGCAGUGGAAACUCCGAUCCUAACUUGAUUUUUGAAGACUGCAAUGAAGUAACUGGGCAAUGCAACAGCUGCUUGCACAACACCACUGGAUUUCACUGUGAACGCUGUGCCCCCGGCUACUAUGGAGAUGCUAAAGUAGCCAAGGACUGCACAGAAUGCAAGUGUUCCAAGUGUGGUACUGAAUUCUGCAAUGACAUAACAGGAAAAUGUCACUGCAAACCCGGUGUCACUGGAACUACCUGCGAUCAUUGUCAAAUUGGGUACCAUAGCUAUGACAGCUGUUCGGGCUGUCAGAAGUGUGAGUGCAACCGCGCCUCCUUGGAUAACAAUUGCGACCCCAUAACUCAACAGUGUAGAUGUAGACCUGGGGCAGGGGGUCUGAAAUGUGAUAGAUGCAAGUCUGGAUAUUGGAAUUAUGGGCCGUAUGGCUGUCAGAAAUGCAACUGUGGCGGUGGUCCUUGUAACAAUAGAACUGGAGAAUGUUUGUUAGAAGACCCUGAAGCCCCAAGUGGAAUGGACUGUUCAUUCAAUUGUGAUAAAUGUAUCUGGGACCUGAUCGAUGACCUCCGACUCAGCGCCUUACUUGUCAAUGAAACUAGGUCAACUAUACUGAGCAUAUCCACUGGAGUUGCAGUGAACAGACUUCUUGGCAACAUUAAUUCCUCUGUGGUCCUUCUCAAGGAUAAAUUAAUAGAGAAGCAAAAUCAAUCAUUAUAUGAAGAUAUUCAGACUGGGUAUUUUGAAACUGAAGGAGAUCUUCUUCAGUUAGAAGUCAACAAACUUGCAGAAAAGGGAAAUCUAGCAGAGAUAAAAGGCCAGCAGAUACACAAGAAAACCAUGGCAGUGCUUGACCGUGCGAAGAUGACUGCAGAACAAAUCAGUGAUAUAGAGAAUGGCAUCCAAGAAACACUUGCAAAGCUAAAGCAUUAUGAAUCCUUACAAGGAGAGGUCAGCCAAACUGAUCGCGUUAAGACCACAAAGGAAGCAGAACAAAUGCUCAAGGACCUUGCAUUGCUAAACUUUACUCUGCAUAGGAAACUAGCUUUGGACGAGAUACAAAUUGCAUAUUAUUUGUUAACAGAGGUUCAGGAGGACUGGCUGCAGACACACAACAACACUCUAUCUCUGUUUCCUAUUGUUCUGGAGCCUAUCGCUGAAUACAAUAAAAAGCUCACUGACCUUCAAGAGGCUUUAAAGGAAGCUCGGCAGCACAUACAGGACACAACUGAUAAAAACGAGAAAAACAAUGGCAGACUGCAUAUACAUGAUUCCCAGAUAACUGACAUGAAUGAAGCCACAAUAUCUGCCAGUAACACAAUAACUGAAGCCAGGAAGACACUGAAUGACUCUCAAGAGAUCAUUGCGGAUAUAACUGAUUUACUUAAGGAUACAUCUGGCCACCAUGCUGAAAUAGAUGGUGCUCAUAAUGGUCUUCAAGAAAGAAUAGCUAACUUGUCUGGCAAUGCUGAAGAACUAGUACAAAGAAGUGUAAACCAUACCCUACACCUUCAAAAACAGGCAGAUGACCUGGCCAGAGAUUUAAAAGGUGUUGAUACAAAUGGACUGGUCCAGAAAGCUAUCGAUGCUUCCAAUGUCUAUGAGAAAAUUUUAACUUUGGUUGAGGAUGCCAACGAGACAUCUGUUUUGGCAUUGAGCACUGCUGAAAGAGUCAUUGAUGCUGUAGACGUUACUAAUAACCAGAUUGUUUACCAAAAAGGGGAAAGUGCGCGACUCUUGACUGAAGCUAGAGACUUGCGGGACCCCUCAGAUUUAGGUUUGGCAGAUACCAAACAAAGGAUCAGUGCUGCAGCAUUAAGAAAGGCAGCCUUGAAUGAAAGACUGGCAAAUGUUCUUACUCAGCUUCAAGCCCAUAAGGAUGGUGACACAAGAAAAAGGCUAGCACAGUCAAAACUCUUGGCAGACAAGGCUCUAAAUAUCACUGCUGUGGUAUCUGAGGUGACUGACCCAAUGGAACAAAAUGCAAACAUGUGGGCAGAAAACCUAAGCAACUCUAAUUUUAAUGCCUCAGAUUACAAUUCUGUUGUUAACUCAGCUGGAGAAACAGUUAAGAAUUUGACAGCGGUAAUGCCAUUACUCCUGGAUAAACUGCGCAGUGUAGAAUACAAAGUCCCUCCCAACAACAUCUCCUCCAGCAUUAACCGUAUUCGUGAACUGAUCGCACAGACAAGAAGCAUAGCCAGUAAGGUUCAAGUGUCGAUGAAGUUUGAAGGCAAAUCAGCAGUUAAUGUGAACAUGAAAACAAACGUAGCUGACCUGAAGUCCUAUUCCGCCAUCAGUCUGUUCAUAAACCCAGAGCUUCACCAACAAGACAGAUUUAUUAUGUAUAUGGGGCACAAAAAUGGUAAAACAGACUACAUGGGUCUUGCAAUCAAACGUAACAGUCUUGUAUAUGUGUACAACCUGGGAAAAGGAGUUGUUGAGAUCCCAUUGGACUCCAAGCCUGUCAGCACAUGGCCAUCAUACUUCAGUCUUGUGAAAAUAGAAAGAUUGGGAAGACAUGGUAAAGUUCUACUAACUAUACCUAGUGAGAGCAGUACAGUGGAGGAGAAGUUUAUUAAGAAGGGGGAGGCUUCUGGAAGUGAUUCUUUGCUCGAUCUAGAUCCUCAUAACACAGUCUUCUAUGUUGGUGGAGUGCCUGAAGGCUUUAAGCUCCCAGACAGUUUGAACCUUCCCAGCUUUGUGGGUUGUCUAGAGCUGGCAUCUGUGAAUGAUGAAGUUGUCAGUUUAUACAAUUUCCGGAACAAAUAUAAUAUAAAUACAGUCACAUCACCACCUUGCAGGAGAAAUCGAUUGGCUUUCACCCAAAGUCGUGCAGCAAGUUACUACUUCGAUGGUUCCGGUUAUGCUGUUAUACGUAACAUAGAAAAGAGAGGGAGGUUUACCCAAGUCACACGUUUUGACAUUGAAGUUCGAACAUCUGUAGAUAAUGCCCUUAUCUUCUUAAUGGUUAAUGGAACUAAGUUCUUUAGUCUGGAAAUCCAAGAUGGCUAUUUGCGGCUGUUGUACGACUUUGGAUUUAGCAAAGGCCCAGUACUUCUAGAUGACUCAAUGAAAAAGGCACAGAUCAAUGACGCAAGAUAUCAUGAGAUUUCUGUAAUUUAUCAUAAUUCAAAGAAGAUGAUUUUGGUGGUCGACAGAAAACAUGUGAAGAGCGUUGACAAUGAUAAAACCUCAAUCCCGUUCACUGACAUAUUUAUAGGAGGAGCUCCUUCAACCAUUCUGCAGAGUAUGCGGACACACCUGGCUGCAGACAUAGCUUUCCGAGGAUGUAUUAAAGGUUUCCAGUUCCAGAAGAAAGAUUUCAAUCUGUUAGAAGAACAAGACACCAUUGGUAUCAGUUAUGGAUGCCCUGAAGAGUCACUAAUGUCCCGCAGUGCUUAUUUUAAUGGACAAAGCUUCCUUGCAUCCAGUCAGAGAUUGGCGCCAUUUGAUUCUUUUGAAGGAGGCUUCAGCUUUAAAACACUACAGCCAAGUGGACUAUUGCUAUAUCACGCUGAUGGGGCUGAUGUUUUUUCAGUUUCCAUGGAUAAAGGUGCUGUAGUCUUAACUGUAAAAGAUAUUAAGGUGCAAUCCAAAAAAAUGCAAUAUAAUGAUGGGCACAAUCACUUCAUUGUUGCCUCAGUAUCACCAACAAGAUAUCACCUAAUGGUAGAUGAAACAGAUGACAAUUCCCAGGACAGGGAUAAAAAAGAUAUUAACCUUCCAGUUGCAAGCAAGGUCUACUUUGGAGGCACUCCGAAUGGUGUGUCACAAGCUAAUUUUUCAGGAUGUAUAAGCAAUGCUUACUUUUCCAGAAUUGACAGAGAUGUGGAAGUUGAAGACUUUCAGAAAUAUACAGAAAAGGUUCAAGUGUCUUUGUAUGGAUGUCCUGUUGAGGCACCUCCGAUUGCUCUCACCCAUAAACGUGGCAAGAACUCCUCAAAAAGCAAAGGAAAACAAAAACACAGAAUAGGAAAGCAUAAAGCAGAUCUUCCACACAGCAUUGUUGGUACUAAGAAUAUAAAGACAGAGGAGCAACCGGAUGUGAUCUCUCAAUGUUCAUCAACCAGCAGACCAAGAGCAGUCCGAAAUGCUUAUCUGUAUGGUGGAACCGCUAACAGUCACCAUGAAUUCAAUCACAUUCCUAAACAAUUCAAUGAAAAAUCUGAAUUAUCUUUCCGCUUCCGGACACAUUCAUCCCAUGGAAUGAUCUUCUAUGUGUCAGAUGAAAAUGAAGACAACUUUAUAACUCUUUUCCUUGCUGAUGGUCAACUACAUUUUAAGUUUAAUGUUGGGGAAGAAAAACUGACAAUUAAGAGCCAGGACACAUACAGUGACGGAGUGUGGCAUACUGUAAUAUGUGUCCGGGAUAUGAAUAAGGGGAAACUAAUAAUCGAUGGUCUACGGGUUCUUGAAGAUAGACUACCUGCUCGCCAUGCUGAUUGGAAUGUCAGGGCACCUCUUUACGUAGGAGGGGUAGCUCCUGAUAAAGCUAUGAAGAAUGUACAGAUCAACUCUGUGUACAGUUUCAAUGGCUGCCUUGGAGACCUGCAGCUCAAUGGGCGCUCUGUAACUAGCCCAUCCCAGACAUUUAGUGUUACACCUUGUUUUGAAGGCCCCAUGGAAUCCGGAACCUAUAUUUCUUCAGAGGGAGGAUAUGUCAUUCUAGCGGAAUCCUUUGAUACUGGGGUAAAAUUUGAGUUUGUAGUAGAAGUUCGUCCAAGGAGCAAUUCGGGUAUUUUGUUCCACAUUCAAAAUACGUAUGGAGAAUAUUUAAAUCUGCACAUGAAGGAGGGACAGGUUGUAGUAAAAGUGAACUUUGGCAGUAAAGAGUUCUCUACACAUGUUGUUCCGAAGCAGAGUCUCUGUGAUGGACAAUGGCAUAGAAUUGGAGUUAUAAGAGAUGCAAAUGUGGUGCAACUGGAUGUGGAUUCUGAGAUAAACCAUGUGGUCGGACCUCUAAAUAGAAAGCAAGUCAGCUUCAUGGAGCCUAUGUUUGUUGGAGGUGUACCAGAUCCUUUGCUUGCACCAAGUUUGACCACAAGAAAUUCUUUCACAGGCUGCAUCCGCAACUUUGUGAUAGACAAGACACCAGUGAGCUUCAGUAAAGCGUCCUUUGUCAACGGGGCAGUCAGCAUCAAUACCUGUCCUUUAUUCUAAGUCACUAUGUACAAUAAAAGUUUGUGUCUUUACUUAAGGUUGUUUUUUUUUUUUACUACAAAAAUGUCUAGUUAAAUAAAUUAUCUGUUUCACUGUGUAUGCUGGCGCCAAAGAUCUGGCACAUAGCCAAUCGGCAAGGGUGC